Molecule: messenger RNA, 2163 nt
Organism: Rubroshorea leprosula
Lineage: Eukaryota; Viridiplantae; Streptophyta; Magnoliopsida; Malvales; Dipterocarpaceae
Source: the annotation of a GenBank genome assembly
AACAAAUUACUACUAAAGCACGCAUUACAUGGACUUCUUUCAAUCUGCCGAGGUCGCAGAUAUUCAUGCAGAUUAAGAACAAGAUGGAUUUGAGGCACCAAGGCCGAUGAGAAGUUCUGCUACUACACGUGAUCAUACUAGAUACUAUGAUUUUCAUCAAGAUCACGAUCAUACAACGGAGGAGUGUAAUAGUUUGAGGUCCGAAUUGGACAGUCUAGCUCAGAAGGGAAUGCUAAAUGAAUACAUCCAAAGAACAGAACAACCGAAGUUCGUCAGAGAGCAGGGGCCACAACCACAAAGAUCUCGUAAUGUAGGAAAUAAGCAAGGUGUGGGAUACCAACAAGCCCCACCUCCACUCCCGCCAUCGGCCAGAAUUAUACACAUGAUUACCGGAGGAUUGGAAGCAGGGGGUUUGAGCUCCAAACAACGAAAAUUGUAUGUCAGGGAGGUAGAAGAAGUCCUUACUCUUAAUGUCACUUUUGGAAGCGACCGGACUUAUGUUACCCCCUCAGUUUGGUUUCUAGUUGUCAAAUUGGCCUCAUCCUUCAAUGCUGUUAUCGGACGACCUACAUUAACCGAGAUCCAAGCUGUGGUUUCUCAAUCUCACCUCUGUAUGAAGUUCCCAACCCCUAUGAGGAUAGCAAAACUACGAGCAAACAUGCCAGGGAUUCCAACCUCGGUAUCUCAGCACAAGCUCAGCACCAAUCCAUUAAAGAAACCAGUAGCCCAGAAGCGAUGCCUCUUUGGGGGAAAGAGGCUUAAGGUUACAAAGGAAGAAGUAGAGAAACUCCUACAAGCUAACUUUGUUAGGAGAGUUGAUUAUUGUGAAUGGGUGGCCAAUCCAAUGUUGAUCAAGAAGGCAAAUGUUGAAGCGGCUUCUGGAAAUGAGAGAUUAAGUCUCUUGGAUGCAUAUUCUGGUUAUCACCAAGUGCCGAUGGCUCCAGAGGAUGAAGAGAAAACCUCGUUCUAUAUCGACAGGAAUCUAAAAGUUUAUGUCGACGACAUUGUGGUGAAGAGUCUGAAAGCGGAAAAUCAUUUAACUGACCUCGAUGAAACAUUCAACAACCUCAGAAAGAACAAAAUGCGGUUGAACCCAACAAAGUGCAUCUUCGGUGUGGAGUCUGGGAAAUUUCUAGUCUUCAUGGUUUCCCGGAGGGUAAUUGAGGUUAACCCAGAAAAGAUCAAAACAAUAGUCGAGAUGGAACCACUGAAGUCGGUGAAAGAUAUACAAAGAUUAACCGAGAGGGUGGCAGCUCUUCAGCGAUUCAUAUCGAAGUCAGCAAAUAAAUGCUUGCCAUUUUUCAAGAUCAUGAGGUCAGGAGUCCAGAAUGAUGAAUUUGGCAAACAAAAGAAGUUUGAAUGGAACCUAGAAUGUCAAGCUGCAUUCGAUGGACUUAAGUCUUAUCUUAGCUCACCCCCUUUGCUGACAAAGGCUAUAGAUGGAGAAAUCCUUUAUUUGUACCUCGGCAUUUCUGAUGAAGCAAUUAGUUCUGUGCUAGUGAGAGAAGAAGGUAAACAACAAAAACCAGUUUAUUAUACCAGCAGCGUGCUACACGGAGCAGAGCUAAGAUACCCUAUUGCUGAGAAAGCAACGUUAGCAGUUGUUACUUCAACCAGAAAUAGCAAGGGCUCAGGAGCUGAUGCUUUCUUAGUUGGCCUAGAUGGAUAUCGAAGUGAGCAUGCUUUGAAAUUUAACUUUGAUGCAACUAAUAACAUGACUAAGUAUGAAGCUCUGCUACUUGGAUUGCAACUAGCAUUGGAGUUGAAAGUCAUGGCCAUACAAGUAUACAGUGACUCACAACUUGUGGUUAAUCAAGUCAACUCAAUCUGCGAGGUUGUUGAUCUUGUCAUGAUGAAGUAUGUAGCCUUGGUGGCCGAGCUGAACUCCUUAAGCUCCAAAACAGUUUUCGUUGAAGUUUUAGAUGAGCUGAGCUUCAUGAAGCCAAAAAUGAUGGAGAUCAGCACAGACCCAAAUAUACCGAGCUGGACAGAUCCAAUUGUCUCUUUUUUACGAGAUGGGUCAGUGCCUGCAGAUAAGCAAGAAGAGAUGAGGUUGAGGAAGAAAGCGUCUUGGUAUACACUCGUUGAUGGGAUCCUCUAUAAGAGAUCUUUCUCACUCCCUCUCCUAUGAUGCUUGAAUCCUAAUGAAGCUGAAUACGCACU